AGGUGGGCGGGUUUCCAUUGUUACUACAGAUACUCCGAGAAGUUUGCACCGACCUGCUGCAGCUGCACCUAUGAGUCUCCAUGUAAAUGAAUAGCCGCGGCCCGCGCGAGACAGACGAGCCGAUUAUGCCGAGAUAAGGAGCAUAUGACUCGCCCCUCCGUCCGAUAAUGGCACGCGAUGGUUCAUCCGCGGAGGAUUUCCCGGACAAAGUGAUGCCCAUAGCGGCUCCGUGCACGUGCAGCAAGAAGUGCAGGAGUCGGAGCAGCAGCGUUGUGUUCCUGGGAUUAUUCCUGCUGUCGCUGACCCUUCACGCUGUCACCCUCGUCUGCUAUUUGGACCUUCGGUCCCAGGUCAAAAGGGAAAUUAUUCACCAGAAGCGGGACUCAGUGAUGACACUGGCGGGGAGUGACCUGGCUGACCCGGCGGAGGUGCUCUCGCUCAGCCACCCAGUCCGACUGGACUCCGGCAGCAGCCGCGGAGGAGAGAGUCGUGAGGAGAAGUUACUGUACAGAAAAGCUGACUUCCACGGCACAGAGGAUAACAGGGGCAUAACUCAGCGAGCGAAAAGAAGCCCCGGCAAGGAGCCAGAAACAGAAUCAACUGGAAAGGAAAAAAGGAAAGAGAAAAAAAGAGUGAAAAAAAGGCCUGUGCCAGGACCACCUGGCCCUCCUGGUCCCCCAGGUCCACAGGGGCCACCGGGUAUCCCUGGAAUCCCAGGUAUUCCAGGAAGCAAUGUUGUGGGACCUGCAGGGCCUCCAGGACCUCCUGGGCCACAAGGACCACCAGGCGCUCAAGGUCCAGCAGGGGUUCCUGACAAGGGCAAAACAAAGGAAUUCCAGCCAGCAGUGGUUCACUUGCAGGGGCAGGAAACUACGAUCCAAGUCAGAGAAGAUCUGUCUCAAGGCAUCCUUAAGAAUUGGAAGAUGGUGUCCAUCCAUCACCGCGUGUUUAAAAUGCACUCUCGCACUGGGCAGCUAGAGGUGCUGUUGGACGGUGUCUACUUCAUAUAUAGUCAGGUAGAAGUGUACUACCUCAACUUCACUGACAUUGCCAGCUAUGAUGUGAUGGUGGACUCCAGCCCAUUCCUCCGCUGUACUUGCAGCAUUGAGACGGGCCAGCGCAAAUUCAACACCUGCUACACGGCUGGUGUGAGCCCACUCCGCGCUGGCCAAAAGAUCUAUAUACGCAUAGCUCAUGAGUACACACUCAUCAAUAUGACCAACCACACCACUUUCCUGGGAAGUGUCAGACUUGGAGAGGCUCCAUCUGCUGGACAGAACGGAUAACUGCACAGUCACCAGCACCCACCCCCAA
Messenger RNA from Maylandia zebra (zebra mbuna), 1314 nucleotides. RefSeq names its product ectodysplasin A (gene eda). The record is from RefSeq and is a predicted model, not a curated record. Gene Ontology annotation, cellular component: membrane. Gene Ontology annotation, biological process: immune response; animal organ development. NCBI's taxonomy places the organism in Eukaryota, Metazoa, Chordata, Actinopteri, Cichliformes, Cichlidae. Gene Ontology annotation, molecular function: death receptor binding; tumor necrosis factor receptor binding; death receptor agonist activity.